ACCAAAUUUCCUCAACAAUGGCAUUCAAGUUCAUCGCAUUCGCCGCCCUCGUGGCUGCCGCUAACGCCGGAAUCGCACCCCUGUCUUACGCUCCAGCGGCGCAUCUAUCCUACGCACCAGCCGCGCAUUUGGCUUAUUCUGCCCCAGUGGCUUACUCUGCUCCCCUGACUAAGACUGUGGUCGCUCCGGUGACUAAAACGGUGGUAGCUAAGACAGUGGACGACGAAUACGACCCCCAUCCUCAAUACAGCUACGCUUACGAUGUGCACGACAGCAUUACCGGCGAUGCUAAGAGCCAACAAGAAACCCGUGACGGAGAUUUAGUCCAAGGCAGCUACUCCCUCAUCGAAGCUGACGGAACUAAGCGCACCGUCGACUACACCGCUGACUCAGUCAACGGAUUCAACGCAGUAGUUCGCAAAGAACCACUCUCUCUUGCCGUGAAAACCGUCGCUGCCGCUCCAGUUGCCGUGAAAACCGUCGCUCAUGCUCCUCUGGCUUACGCCGCCCCAAUUGCCAAGAUCGCCACCCCCAUUGCUCACGCUCAAACUCUCACAUACGCCGCUCCAGUCGCUAAGAUCGCUACUCCGUUCACCGUCGCACACGCCGCCCCUGUUGCCGUUGCACACAGCGCCCCUGUUGCCGUCGCACACAGCGCCCCUGUUGCCGUUGCGCACGCAGCCCCUACUCUUCCAUUGGCUUAUUCAGCCCAUCCCGCUGCCAUUACCAAGUACGCCGCCGGACCAGCUCUCGCUUACACAGCACCCGCGCAUUACCUCUAA
Molecule: messenger RNA, 782 nt
Organism: Habropoda laboriosa
Lineage: Eukaryota; Metazoa; Arthropoda; Insecta; Hymenoptera; Apidae
Product: cuticle protein 21-like
Exons: 2
Coding region: 18-782 (254 amino acids)
Cellular component (GO): extracellular matrix
Source: RefSeq, a predicted model, not a curated record